Acanthosepion pharaonis is the source of this 984-nucleotide messenger RNA. The record is from the annotation of a GenBank genome assembly. NCBI's taxonomy places the organism in Eukaryota, Metazoa, Mollusca, Cephalopoda, Sepiida, Sepiidae.
AUGUCCUGGCGAAAAUUGAUUACUAAAAUUACUUUUGAUGAGCGUCAUUGUCUAAUAUCAUAUGAGACUUCUAUAAACACGCCUGAUGUGGCUUUCUUUUGUAUUAUUUUCUUCCUCCCCAGAGAUUCAGCCCAUCAAAAUCUACCCACAAACCUGUCCACAGCCAGGGGUCUUAUCAAUGGGAACGUCAUUCGAAGGGCUUCUCUGCGUGAUGUAUCCAUAGACUGUCCUCAUUUGCCCGGCUUAUUCUCAACUGUCGCCUUACUCGCAUCUCUCUCUUUCCCACUCUCUCUCGGUCUGUUUACAUCUCUCCUCCCUCUCUUUCUCUCUCUCUCUCCCUCUCUUUCUCUCUCUCUAUCUAUCAUCUCAUAUUUCUCUCCCCUUUCUCUCUCUCUUUCUAUCUCAGACUCGUCAUAUCUAAGUCUCGUCAUUAUCUAUCUAUCUAUCUAUCUAUCUAUCUAUCUAUCUAUCUAUCUAUCUAUCUAUCCCAGUCUCCUCAUCUCUCUCUCUCCCUUUCUGUCUAUCUAUCUAUCUAUCUAUCUAUCUAUCUAUCUAUCUAUCUAUCUAUCCCAGUCUCCUCAUAUCUCUCUCUUCCUUUCUCUCCCUCUAUCUAUCACGGUGUCGUCAUAUCUAUCAUCUAUCUAUCUAUCUAUCUAUCUAUCUAUCUAUCUAUCUAUCUAUCUAUCCCAGUCUCCUCAUCUCUCUCUCCCCACUUCUCUCUCUCUCUCUCUCUCUCUAUCUAUCUAUCUAUCUACCUAUCUAUCAUCCCAGUCUCCUCAUAUCUCUCUCUUCCUUUCUCUCCCUCUAUCUAUCACGGUGUCAUCAUAUCUAUCUAAGUCUCGUCAUUAUCUAUCUAUCUAUCUAUCUAUCUAUCUAUCUAUCUAUCUAUCUAUCUAUCAAUUUCCCUGGGACAGAACACCUUUAAACCAACCCUCAUCAACCAUGUCUGCAUUUCCCUUCUCCUCGGGCGGCCCGCCCCCUUAA